AUGGGGGGAGACCCCACGAAGUGCAACCAAAGUCUUCAUUACCAGUACCACCAAGGACGAGGGCAUACUACAGAAAAUUGCAGGACUUUAUGGAGCCACCUAGAGCAAUUAGUUAAGGCAGGAAAGUUGAAGCAAUUCCUGUAUCAACCCAACGGACAGGGUGGUCAGACAGGGUCAGGGGCUCAGAGAGAUGCUUCCGCAAGACCACCUUUAGGUACAAUCAAUGUCAUUCUUGCUGCUUUGGGAAGGACUAGUUCUCAGCCAUCCAGGGUGAUGUCUGUAGCUCGGCCAUUUGCUGAUGGCUCAUCCCUUAAUCCGAAGAGGAGUAGAAUGGAAGUCCAGCCGGCUUUAAACUUUUCGGAUGAGGACAAGGUCGGGACCUUGCAGCCACAUGGUGAUGCCCCAGUGGUCACCCUCAGGAUAGGUGGGUACAAUGUGAAGAAAGUGUUGGUAGAUCAGGACAGUGGCGCAAAGAUCAUGUAUCCUGACAUAUUUAAGGGACUGAAGCUGAGGUCCGAGGACCUGACCUACUAUAAUUCCCCUCUAAUAGGGUUUGAUGGGAAGAUUGUCCUUCCAAAAGGCCAAAUUCGAAUACCCAUUCAAACAGGGACAGAGGUCGUGAAGGUGAACUUCAUCGUGGUAGAUGUUUACUCUUCCUACACUUCUAUUAUGGCAAGGCCUUGGCUUCACACUAUGGGAGUUGUACGUUCCACCCUGCACCUGAAGGUGAAGUAUCUGUCUAGGGAUUAG
Molecule: messenger RNA, 750 nt
Organism: Quercus lobata
Lineage: Eukaryota; Viridiplantae; Streptophyta; Magnoliopsida; Fagales; Fagaceae
Exons: 1
Coding region: 1-750 (249 amino acids)
Source: RefSeq, a predicted model, not a curated record